Molecule: messenger RNA, 1641 nt
Organism: Neoarius graeffei (lesser salmon catfish)
Lineage: Eukaryota; Metazoa; Chordata; Actinopteri; Siluriformes; Ariidae
Gene: neto1l
Product: neuropilin (NRP) and tolloid (TLL)-like 1, like
Exons: 10
Coding region: 1-1503 (500 amino acids)
Molecular function (GO): protein binding
Source: RefSeq, a predicted model, not a curated record
AUGGUUCAUGGGCGCACUUUCCUUCACGUUAUUGCAGGUCUGCUUAUGGUUGGCUUGUCUGUUGCGACAAAAAAGGAAGCAGUGAAAAACAACUCAGGGGUUCAACCAGCAGGACAGUGUGGAACAUGGGUGAAAAAACCAGAGGGAGGACUCUUCACAUCCCCCAAUUACCCCAACAAAUACCCACCAGAGCGAGAAUGCAUUUACGUUAUUGAAGCUCCCCCAAGACAGUGUAUUGACCUCUUUUUUGACGAGAAGUACUCAAUAGAGCCUUCGUGGGAAUGUAAAUUUGACCACAUUGAAGUGCGUGACGGACCUUUUGGCUUUUCUCCGAUUAUCGGACGCUACUGUGGCCAGCAGAGCCCACAGUAUAUCAGGUCAAGCGGCCGAUACCUCUGGAUAAAAUUCGUAACAGAUGGUGAACUGGAAGCAAUUGGAUUUUCAGCGAACUAUAACUUCACCACAGAUCCUGACUUUAAAGACAUUGGAGUCCCCAAGCCUCUUCCCGCAUGUGAGUUUGAGAUGAGUGGACCUGAAGGUAUCAUUGAAUCACAGCAGAUCAUCAGAGAUGCUAAAGCUUUACAAACGGAGGCCGUGGACUGCAAGUGGUUCAUCCGAGCUCCUCCCCACUCUAAGAUCUACCUGCGGUUCCUGGACUAUGAGAUGCAGAACUCAAACGAGUGCAAGCGAAACUUUGUGGCUGUGUACGAUGGCAGCGGUUCUGUUGAGGAUCUGAAGUGUAAAUUUUGUAGCACAGUGGCUAGUGACGUGACAUUGAGAACUGCACUGGGUGUUGUGCGUAUGUGGGCUGAUGAGCACAGCCGCCGCAGCCGCUUUCGCAUCCUCUACACCACGUUUAAAGAGCCUCCCUGCGAUGCUGAGAUGUUCUUCUGCCACAGUAACAUGUGCAUCAACAACUCACUGGUGUGUAAUGGCAUCCAGAACUGUGUGUAUCCAUGGGAUGAAAAUCACUGCAAAGAGAAAAGAAAAGCAAACAUCCUAGACAACCUGAACAACACUAACAGUAGCAUCAUUGGUGUGACAUGCUGCAUCGUCCUCGUCCUCCUUGUCGUCUCUGUGGCAGUGCAGAUAAAGCAACCGCGGAAGAAGUAUGUGGUGCAGCGUGAUGACUUUCAAGAAGUGUUCCAGGAAACGCCUCGGCGCUAUGACCUUGGUGACAUUGCUGACCUUACAGACGAUGUUGAGACGACUUUCCAGAAGCGCUGUGUUCAUGAGCACCAUUGUGGCCGUGCAAAAUCUGCAGGCUUGAUGGAUCCGCAUCAUCACCACCACCAUUAUCAUCACCAUCACGAUAACCGGCGCAACAUCGUGGUCAUGAAGCACAGCUACUCGCAAGAAGAAGCAGAGAUGGAGGAUGAGCUCGAUGAGGAGGUGCCGACCACCAGCCACCGACUGGCCAGACACGACAAAGCAGUGCAGCGGUUCUGCCUCAUUGGGUCUCUAAGCAAACACGAAUCAGAGUACAACACAACUAGGGUGUAGGAGACGAUCAGGAGGUAAGAGCUACUGAAAAGCAUGAUAUAAAUCAUUUCUUGAAUAUAGUAUGCAGUCAUUGUGAGUCAGUGUGGUUUGCUUUUGUUUUUACCACCUGAAUGUUGCAUCAUUUUGCUUGCUGGUAAA